Beta vulgaris subsp. vulgaris (sugar beet) is the source of this 1680-nucleotide messenger RNA. RefSeq lists its product as uncharacterized. Bases 1 to 1029 code for a protein of 342 amino acids. The record is from RefSeq and is a predicted model, not a curated record. NCBI's taxonomy places the organism in Eukaryota, Viridiplantae, Streptophyta, Magnoliopsida, Caryophyllales, Amaranthaceae. The transcript has 8 exons.
AUGGACAAUGUCAGGGGAAUGAACAUCGAUCAAUACAAGCUAGUUGAAGUCAACCAUACCAAGAAAUACCCCAAGUUUGAUCCCUUUGUGCUAUCAUACCAGGACAAAGGCAAGGUCUUGAUUGAUGCUCCUGUUGACUUCGACUUCCUUCAGGAGACAAGUGUUGGGACUCCAACUCUUUCUGAUCCAAGUGAUAUUCCCGAUUAUGAAGAGGGUGAUGAUGAAGAAGAGUCUAGUUUCGAGUCUGGAGAUAGCGAGGAUGAUGACGAUGAAGAUGAUGAUCCAGGAGCUCCAGAAUCCCUGAACCUUGGCUCUCAGACGCAACGUGAUGAUUCACAGGCACGUGACAUUGGUGACCACGUACCGGAGACGCCGAGCAGCCAGAGGGAGGAAGCUGAAGGGUCAAACCGUGCAUCAAAAAGGGUUUUAAGCCCUACUGGAUUGUGGUUUGAUGAUAACAAAGUUAGCGGGUCCAUCACUGACAUUUUCCAGGGUCAUUUUCGAGAACCUUGGUUUAAUUACAGUGAGGUGGAUGAUGCAACAAGGACGCAUUGGUGGAACUCAUUCAUGGCUCUUUACGAAUGGGCUCCCAAGUUAGAUGGCCAAGUGAGAAAAGCAUACCUGAUGAAAGCUGGAAAUCGUUUGAGAGACUUGCGGUACUGGGUGCUCAACAAAGCUAAAGAAAGGCCAAAAUGGUUGGGGAACACCAUCUAUGAAACAAUGAAAAAGAAAAGUCAGGAGCUCGCAUUCCUCGAGAAAUCGGAGAAGGCGAAGAAGAACCGAAGAGGUGGCUCCCUGUCUAAUCCAGUUGAGCCGUCACACUUUCAGGGUUCCAUCUCCGCGGCACAACAUGCUAAAAAGAUGGCAAAGAGUAUAGGAGCAGUACUCCCUACCGCCCCCGAGUUGUUCUUGAAGACUCAUUUAAAAAUUGUUGCUGGAAAAGGAGAAAUCGCAGCAAACAAGAAAGCAAAACAAAUCUCGGAGACAUAUAACAAGAAGCUGGAUGAAUGUACCACUCAGGAGUCAUAGCCGAACCCAGAUUUGUUGUAUUGGGAGACAGUGGGUGGGAGGAACAGAGGUAAAGUGCAGGGGUUGGGUCAGGGAAAUCAUUUGUACUACAACUCUGCAUCGGGGCGAGGAGAUGGCUCUUUACAACCAUAUGCGUCGUGCAUUUUUUCUCAGCUUGAGGCGCAGGUGGAGGCAAAGGUCGCUGCACGGAUGGAAGAAGCGGAGGCAAGGUUCGCAGCACGGCGGAAGAGUCAAAUCGGGCCCUCGUCCAAGAAAUGAUGCGGAACAUGUCUAAUUUUGGCCACUUGUUCUCUGGUUGCAACACAGGACCCUCUCCACAACGCAGACCAGACGAUGACCCAGGGUCUGCUGGUGGCACUGGUGCUACUUAGACACCCACGACAGUGUAGUUUUUUUGGUUUUGGCAUCUAGAUUACUAAAUUAUAGUGUAUAUUUAUUGGCAUAUAACUAGCUUUGAUUUUAGAUGUUUAGGUAUACUUUUUUGGAACUCGAUUUUGACUUGAUUUUCCGACAGCGGGAUCUAUUUUGCGUACAUAUAACUAAUCUAGGUAGUUUGUCUAAUUAUAGACAUUUAUAACUUAUUUCCCCGACAUCGGGAUGUAUUUUGUGCACAUAAAUCUAAUCCAUUUUGAUGUUUAAAUUACAUAUUUU